This is a messenger RNA of Zingiber officinale, 444 nucleotides long. RefSeq lists its product as uncharacterized. The coding region runs from base 1 to 444 and encodes 147 amino acids. The record is from RefSeq and is a predicted model, not a curated record. The transcript has 2 exons. NCBI's taxonomy places the organism in Eukaryota, Viridiplantae, Streptophyta, Magnoliopsida, Zingiberales, Zingiberaceae.
AUGGAGGACACCGGUAGAAUCAACGUAACCAUGACAGCAGGAGAAUACGAGAUGUUGUCGAACGAGUCCAUCACUUGUUUCUAUGAUUUCAAGACAGUCUUCCUGCGCCACUUCGCCAGUAGCAGGAAGUACCAAAAGACAGAUCACUAUCUCUUCGCGCUCAAGCAAGGGUCAGCUGAGCCCUUACGAAGUUAUAUUAAGCAUUUCAACCAAGUAGCUCAGGACGUUCUAUCAGCCACCUUCGAAAUAUUGAUGAGCGCUUUCUCUCAUGGAUUGGUAGAGAGAGAGUUCUUCCGGAACCUCAUUCGAGAUCCUGUAAAGAACUUCGACGAGAUGCUGGGAAAGGCUGCCAGCUACAUCAAUGUGAAGGAGGCUCAAACUGCUCGACGGAAAGCAGACAAGGUGUCUACUUCCGCCAACAAACUAGAAAAGAAGCCACCAUAG